AUGGCCAAGGCUGCGUGGGCCUCAACCUCGGCACGCCUGUCUCGCGACUCCUUCCUCCCAUUCGGUUCCUGCUACCUCUGCCUGGAAAUCGCAAGAGACCCUGUAUCAUGCAGUCACGGUGACAUCUUCUGUCGCGAGUGUGCGGUGGCCAAUCUUCUCGCGCAAAAGAAGGAGAUCAAGCGCUUGGAGCGAGCACGGGAGAAAGCGGAGCAAGAGAUUCUAGAGGCCCAGGCUCGUCAAGACGCGGAAGCUCAGGAACGCGCUAUUAAAGAAUUCGAAAAGAUUCAAGCGGGGCUCAAUCCGUCGUCAUCAGCGGCGGUAUCGUCUUUGUCCGGCUUAGCGUCAGAAGAUGUCACGAAAGGACCCGAGGCCGACUCUGCAAGACAGGGCACUAAGAGAAAAUUCGUUUUGGAUCAAGACGAGCUAGAUAGAAUCGCAAUGGAAGAUCGCACUAAGGCGCAGAAAUCCAUUGACGAGGAAAAGGCAUCCAAGGAGAAGUUGCCUUCUUUCUGGACACCGUCUCAAACGCCCGACGCCGAGGCGGCUCGCAAAGCAACAGGCUUAGCAGCUGUUCCCAAGAAGAUCAAGCUUGCGCCUAUCUGUCCGGCCUCACCGAAUAACUCACAGCAUCCAUACUCCCUGAAGUCUCUGAUACCGCUCAACUUCAAGGAAGAGCUCGAUUCCAACACGAACAGCAACAGGCGCAUAUGUCCCUCGUGCGUGAAGAUGCUCAGUAAUGGGUCACGGCCUCUGCUGGCUGAAAAGUGUGGCCAUGUCAUCUGCCGAAGCUGUGCCGUCAAGUUCAUGACUCCUGUCAAGAGCAGCGACGCUUCGCUGCAAGAGAACGCUUGCUACGUUUGUGAUGCCCGGCUGACAGCGGACCGCUCUGGUGGCAAGCAGAAGCAGCGCAAAGAGGAAUUUGUCGGAUUGAUCGAGCUCAGAUCCGAGGGUACAGGGUUCUCUGCGAGGGGCGCAAGUAAGGUUGAGAAAAGCGGCGUCGCCUUUCAGUGCUGA
Molecule: messenger RNA, 1014 nt
Organism: Colletotrichum spaethianum
Lineage: Eukaryota; Fungi; Ascomycota; Sordariomycetes; Glomerellales; Glomerellaceae
Product: E3 ubiquitin-protein ligase CSU1
Exons: 2
Coding region: 1-1014 (337 amino acids)
Cellular component (GO): nucleus
Molecular function (GO): ubiquitin protein ligase activity
Source: RefSeq, a predicted model, not a curated record